AUGGCACCAAUCGACGUUGAAAAGACCAUUGAGGAGCUGACCCUGGGCGAGAAGGUGGCCCUCACAGCUGGACGUGAUUUCUGGCACACGACACCUAUUCCCCGCCUCAACAUUCCCUCACUGCGCAUGUCCGAUGGCCCCAAUGGCGUGCGUGGCACUCGCUUCUUCAAUGGCAUUCCCGCCGCCUGUUUCCCAUGCGCGACCGCCCUCGGUGCCACUUGGGACACUGAAUUGCUCGCCGAGGUUGGCUCAUUGAUGGGUGACGAGGCGAUAGCAAAGGGCACACACAUUAUCUUGGGUCCCACGAUCAACAUUCAGCGUUCGCCUCUUGGUGGACGUGGUUUCGAGUCCUUCUCCGAGGAUGGUGUGCUAUCCGGUACCCUGGCGGGUCAUAUGUGCAAGGGUAUGCAAGAUAAGGGCGUUGCUGCUACGCUAAAGCACUUUGUCUGCAAUGACCAGGAGCAUGAGCGUAUGGCUGUCAACAGUAUUGUGACGGAGCGUGCGCUGCGUGAGAUUUAUCUGCUUCCCUUCCAGCUGGCUAUGCGCAUUUGUCGGUCGGCCUGUAUUAUGACUGCAUAUAAUAAGGUUAACGGCACGCAUGUCAGUGAGAAUAAGCCUAUUAUUGAUGGUAUCCUUCGCAAGGAGUGGGGUUGGGAAGGCCUGAUUAUGAGUGAUUGGUUCGGCACUUACACCACAUCCGACGCGAUCAACGCCGGCCUUGAUAUUGAGAUGCCUGGAAAGACCCGCUGGCGAGGCGAGGCCCUUGCCCACGCCGUUUCGUCAAACAAGAUCCCCCAGUUCAAGCUCGACGAACGUGUGCGCAAUGUUCUGAACUUGGUUAACAGGGUUGACGCUGCGGGCAUCCCCGAAGGAGCGGAGGAGAAGUCUCUCAACCGCCCUGAAGAUCAAGCUUUGAUGCGCCGAGCAGCCGCCGAGUCGGUUGUUCUCUUGAAGAACGAGGGCAAUGCUCUCCCUCUGAAGAAGGACGGAUCUGUCCUUGUUAUUGGCCCCAAUGCUAAGAUUGCCUCAUACUGCGGUGGUGGCUCCGCUUCGCUGGCUCCGUAUUACACCGUGAGCCCAUUCGAUGGAGUCGCCGCCAAGAGCCAGGGUGAGGUCAAGUAUAUCCAAGGUGUUUACUCUCACAAGGAACUGCCCCUCUUGGGUCCUCUGUUGAAGACCGAGGAUGGCAAAACUGGUUUCACCUUCAAGGUGUACAACGAGCCCCAGAGCGCCGGUCAAGAUCGCGAGCUUGUCGAUGAACUCCACCUCGUCAGCUCUUUGGGCUUCCUGAUGGACUAUGUCAACCCCAAGAUCAAGUCCAUGACCUUCUACGUUGACAUGGAGGGCUACUUCACCCCCGAGGAGGAUGGCCUCUAUGACUUUGGCGUGACCGUCGUCGGAACUGGUCGUCUUCUCAUCGAUGGCGAGGUGGUUGUCGACAACACCAAGAACCAGAAGCAGGGAUCUGCCUUCUUCGGCACUGCUACCAUUGAAGAGCAAGGUACUAAGGAGCUCAAGGCUGGCCAGACGUACAAGGUUGUCUUCGAGUUUGGCAGCGCUCCCACAUCUGACCUGGACACCCGUGGCAUCGUCGCCUUUGGACCAGGUGGUUUCCGCUUCGGUGCUACCCGCCGCGUCAGCCAGGACGAACUCAUCUCGAAUGCUGUCGAACAAGCCAAGUCGGCCGAGCAGGUCAUCAUCUUCGCCGGUCUGACUAGCGAGUGGGAGACCGAGGGCUAUGACCGUGACACCAUGGAUCUGCCGCCCGGCAGCGACGACCUGAUCAGCCGCGUGCUCGAAGUCAACCCGAACGCCGUCGUGGUCAUCCAGUCCGGCACACCCGUCACCAUGCCCUGGGUCAACGAAGCUCGCGCCCUCGUGCAGGCCUGGUUCGGCGGUAACGAGUGCGGAAACGGCAUCGCCGAUGUUCUCUACGGAGACGUCAACCCAUCCGCCAAGCUGCCCAUCACCUUCCCCCGCCGCCUGCAAGACAACCCCUCUUACGUCAACUUCCGCUCCGAGCGCGGCCGUGUUCUCUACGGCGAGGACAUCUACGUCGGCUACCGCUUCUUCGAGAAGAGCGACGUGACGCCCGCAUUCCCCUUCGGCCACGGUCUGUCAUACACAACCUUUACUCGAUCAGAUCUCCAAAUCAGCACUGUACCAGAGGAAGCCAAAUAUACCGAGGCCGGAGAGCCCAUCACCGCCACCGUCACCGUCACCAACACUGGCUCGAUUGCCGGUGCCGAGAUUGUGCAGUUGUGGGUUGUCCCCCCCAAGACUGAUGUCAACCGUCCUCUGCGUGAGUUGAAGGCGUUCAAGAAGGUCUUCCUGCAGCCCGGUGAGUCUAAGACUGUUGAGCUUGUUGUGGAGAAGAAGAUUGCAACUAGCUGGUGGGAUGAGCAGCGGGAGCAGUGGAUUUCCGAGAAGGGUCGCUACAAGGUUUCGGUUACUGGUACUGGUGCGGAGGAGCUGCAGGGUGAAUUUGAGGUUGGCAACACCAGAUUCUGGCUGGGUCUAUAG
Molecule: messenger RNA, 2523 nt
Organism: Penicillium subrubescens
Lineage: Eukaryota; Fungi; Ascomycota; Eurotiomycetes; Eurotiales; Aspergillaceae
Product: beta-glucosidase
Exons: 3
Coding region: 1-2523 (840 amino acids)
Biological process (GO): glucan catabolic process
Molecular function (GO): beta-glucosidase activity
Source: RefSeq, a predicted model, not a curated record